Stylophora pistillata is the source of this 2071-nucleotide messenger RNA. RefSeq lists its product as uncharacterized. The record is from RefSeq and is a predicted model, not a curated record. NCBI's taxonomy places the organism in Eukaryota, Metazoa, Cnidaria, Anthozoa, Scleractinia, Pocilloporidae.
GCUACCAGCAGUUUCCCGUGUAUUUUAAUUGAGUUGGCGUUAAGAAGAGAUAUUUCGACUUAUCAACAAUGGCAGUUUUAGUGAAAACAUGUUGCUGCGGUUGCAAUUUACGCAUUGGCACUCUGCUUAUUGGAAUCUUCGGUCUGAUCCUCCAAGCAAUCGUAAUUAGUAACAAAAGUCAAGCUCUCAUGAAAUACAACCAAGCUAACAUCGACUGGGACAAUUACGAAGGAUAUCUCCCUGUAGACAAGAAGCACAUCCCAGCGAUCGUCAUAUUGGCCUAUGUAACCCUGGCUUUCAAAGUGAUUUCAUUGCUGUGCAACGUGUCAUUGUUGGUAUCCACUGGCACGAAAAACCUUUAUUUGGCUGUGGUGUGGCUGGUGUGGAGCAUUCUUGAUUUUGCAUGCUCUGUUGUAGUGACAGGUUUCCUUCUGUCUAUCUACCUUGUGUUCCAAUACGAGACUAUUGUGGUAAUCCUUUGGUGGGUGCUAUCGAUCUAUUUCAUGAUUGUGGUUCAUUCGUAUAUAGAGGCUCUCCGUGAGGAUCCAUCUGGGACUAGCGCAGGGUUUCCUACAGCACCAGUGUACCAGACUCAAAUGGUUGGUUUGGGAUAUCUUCGCCCAUGCGCACCACCAACCAAGACCCCUGUGACGUCAUACAUUGGCGUAGGAUAUCCUUCCGCAUGCGCAGUACCGGACAAGAAUACCAUGACGCCACAGGCUGGCUAUGUGUACCCUCCUCCAUAUCCAGUACCAGCCAAGACAGCUGUGACGUCAUACACUGACGUAGGAUACCCUCCUCAUCAUCCAAUGAGUGGUAAGAUUGCUCUGUCGUCAUACGAUGACGCUGGAUAUCUUCCUUCACACGCAGCACAGGGCAGAAAUACCAUGACGUCACAAGAUGGCGCCGGGUAUACUCCCACUUACACAGAUCCAGGCAUGACAGCUGUGACGUCACAGGAUGGGAAUUCUUUUCAAGAAACAGUACCCGCCAAAGCUAUUGUGACGUACGUAGGCUCUGAGUGACGUCAUGAUAGGCUGUUAAUAGGGAACUUACGAAUCGAUGACUUCUUUCUCGACGACGACUUUACAUGACGUCAUCGACUUCGUCGUCGCUGUUUACCAUUGCGCGCCAAAUUUAACUUAAGAGCUGCGGACGUCGACGCAGAGAUUUCCCGCCAAAUAUAAGUCGCAGACUGACCUUUUUUUUGUUUAGAUAGUUAUAAUAAAUAAUAAUAAUAAUUAUGGCAUUUACAUAGCGCCAUAUACACUAACUGCUCUUUGGCGCUUCACAAUUCUACAAUUAAUUAUAAAUAAUAUUUCUUAAAAAGAAAAGUCUUUAAUUUACAUUUAAAAAGAGUAAUCGAUCCGCUAUUCCUUAUAUCAAGGGGUAGUGCAUUCCAUAGUUUUAUUAACGUGUUGAUUAAAAUGCCGAACUUCAGAGAAAACAGAGACUAUAUCGCAUAUGCCUACAGAAAAGGAUUUACCACCGACAGGCAGUUUAUUUUGCUGUAUGAUGCCAAUACUUCAAAAAACCCGGACUUUCGGUACGAGAAGUAUGAUCGAUUCGAUUUAGACGAGCUGGGAAAUGACCAGUAGAAAGUUGAAUUCCGAUUUUACAAAAUGACAUUCAUGAUUUUUGGGCUUGCUGAUUUUCUUCAGUUACCGGAGAGAUUGUAUCUUACAACGGCCUAGUAGUUGGAUCGAUUCCUUGACAAAAUCUUUCAGUAUAUCUGAUUGAAUCUUCGCAUCGCUUGCAUGUUUUGCAUCUUGUGACUAGUCGAAACCGUUUAAAGAACAUUUGAUUACUAUUCAAAACUGAUUUAGAGCGAAUGAAUGGAUAAAUACUUAAAACUUUUGAAUGAAGAAGACUAGUUUCUUUCACAGUUUAUCUCUCUUGGUAUCUGAAUUGACCUUAAAACGCCAAUUUCCUUUUUUAUUUAUUCCCUCGUUGUGCUUUUGAAGGGCUUGGGUCAUUGUUUUCGCCGUUUGACCUCUUUCUAUUUUGAUAAACAAGAACUAUGACGGAAAUAACCGCUUCGCGGUUAGCUCAAUGGAUAGAGCGCUGGACU